AUAGAUAGAUGUAGAGAAGGCUUGUAGAUCACUAGAUAUAUGAAAAGUUUGUUAACUAGGAUAACGUGAAACCAUUAUGAGCGCAAUGUUAGUUUCCUGCCCUACCUCUCCCCUGUGCACCCCCAGCCCCUCUUCUGCCAAUGUUGGCCCCUUUCCCCCAGGUGCCCCGGCCCCUGGCUCCGCUGCUUUUCCUUGUCCUUCCCGGGGCUUUCUUCGCAGCCUUCGGAUCCUGUAUCACAUUCUGGAAGAAGAAGGUGGCGGCCGAGUACACGUACAGGACAUUGAGGGACUCUGGGGGGGACCAAGCAUUCUGGCAGGCGUCCCUCAGGCUCUCAGAGAUGCCACGGCUUCGAGUGGAGGAUACCUGAGCUUCCCACGACUGGUGAGGGGUCUUACCCAAGCGCUGAGAGCAGGGGACCCUGAAGACACAGCCCCGCCAAGGAAAAGGGGAUCCAAGUCUGUCACCCGAUCCCAGAGCAUCAACAAUGACGUCACCUCUACCGUACGCCUGACACGCCAGGAGCAGCGGAUACGGCGCCACACGCUGACCAGUGGGAUCGAUUACAACACGCUGCGUCGCAUGAAAGAAUUGGAGCAGGAACGAGACGCUCUUCUAGAUGGUGUCCAACUGGUGGAGAGGGCCCGAGAGUGGUACAGGGACCGUCUACAGGAGUCCGAGCAGCAGAGGGACCGGCAGGGCACCUUGAACCAAGCCCCACCACCUCCGCUCCUUGGCUCCACACUUUUGGUGCAGAUACAAGAAGUCAACAGAUUCUUGAGUGACCUCAUUUCAUCUUCUGAAAAGGGCACCCGGAGACAGUCCCCCUACUCAACAAAACAUCCUGACACCAUCACCACACUGAGGUACCAGAACCGGCUGCUAACCAAGGAGCUCUCCGUACAGAACGAAAGGAUAUGGAAACUACAGAGAGAGAACGAGGCGCUCUACCGAGAGCUGGAGGAACGUCACGUGCACAGAGCCACCUUCAUCUGAGCCUGGACGGGUCCACCGCCAUCACACCGGAUGACUGCAAGGACCGUGCCCAUUCAUGGUGAACCUUACUGAGAGGCGCCAUGUUAU
Molecule: messenger RNA, 1081 nt
Organism: Hyla sarda
Lineage: Eukaryota; Metazoa; Chordata; Amphibia; Anura; Hylidae
Gene: SAPCD1
Product: suppressor APC domain containing 1
Exons: 6
Coding region: 77-994 (305 amino acids)
Source: RefSeq, a predicted model, not a curated record